This is a messenger RNA of Cottoperca gobio, 783 nucleotides long. RefSeq names its product protein-lysine methyltransferase METTL21C-like. Lineage: Eukaryota; Metazoa; Chordata; Actinopteri; Perciformes; Bovichtidae. The coding region runs from base 1 to 783 and encodes 260 amino acids. The record is from RefSeq and is a predicted model, not a curated record. The transcript is spliced from 4 exons.
AUGGAGACAUUGCCCAAAGUCAGCCAACAUGUCCGACAGAAGCAACAAGGAGAGAAAGAGGAGGUGGAUGAAAGACAGGAUGGGAAACUGCUAGUGGAGCGGGGGACCGCAGAUGAGGCGUCGACAGACCAGAAAGUGAUGGACAGAAGGAACAACUGGGAGCCGAGUGUUUACUACGCGCUGGGGAAGGAGUCUUUUUAUAUUGCAGGUCAUCACAUCAGCAUCCGCGAGUCAAUGGAUACUUUUGGUGCUCUGAUCUGGCCUGGGGCGAUCGCUUUGAGCCAGUUCUUGGAGAAUAACCAGCAGCAAGUGAACCUGAUGGACAAAGCAGUGCUGGAGAUCGGAGCUGGGACUGGCUUGCUCUCAAUAGUGGCCAGUCUGCUCGGUGCGUGGGUGACAGCUACCGACCUGCCUGACAUCUUGUCUAAUCUGACCUUCAACCUUCUGCGCAACACCAAAGGCCGGUCCCGCUACACCCCUCAGGUGUCUGCCCUUACCUGGGCUCAGGACCUGGAGCGAGACUUCCCCUUCCCGUCCUUCCAUUACGACUACGUGCUCGCAGCCGAUGUGGUCUAUCCCCACGGCUGCCUCGAAGAACUGCUGGAGACCAUGCGUCACUUUUGCCGACCAGGAAGUCGAACGACGCUGCUGUGGGCCAACAAGAACCGGUUCCAAUCAGACUCGACGUUCACGGAGAGCUUCGAGAGCAGUUUUAACACCACGCUGCUCGUUGAGCUCCCGCGGCAGGAGGUGAGGAUAUACAAGGCCACAGCGAAGGAGUGA